AUGUGCACUUCAUCCACUUCUGUCUUGGUCAACCGCAAUGGCCCAGGCUCUGCUGCCGCUUCGACAAUCAGUAGCAUCGUCAAGCCAGAGAGUGGUGGCGCAGGAAAGACAAAAUGCAUUGAAUGCGAUGGCUAUGAAUGCUGUUGUAUUCCCAUUCCAUGUACGGUCAUGUAA
Mollisia scopiformis is the source of this 174-nucleotide messenger RNA. RefSeq lists its product as uncharacterized. The transcript has a single exon. Bases 1 to 174 code for a protein of 57 amino acids. Lineage: Eukaryota; Fungi; Ascomycota; Leotiomycetes; Helotiales; Mollisiaceae. The record is from RefSeq and is a predicted model, not a curated record.